AUGAGUCGUCGUUCUCAACAUAGGCGAGAGAGGAUAACAAAACGUCGCUUAAGAGACCUAUCAGACCCGUUACAAAUUUCAGACAUGUUAUUCAGGGAAAAAUAUCGUGUCAACAAAGAUUUGUUCAUGUAUUUAUUAGAAGAGUUAAGAGUGCACAUUACUCCAAGUCAGAGAAGUGAUGCCGUACCUUUUGAAUUAAAGCUUUUGUCAAGUCUCUCAUUUCUGGCCACUGGCUCCUAUCAAAGAAUAGUUGGUAAUGAAUGCGAUAUCUCCCUAAGUCAGUCGAGUGUGUCCAGGAGCCAUUUGACAAUUGUAAAUGCAUUGAACGCUAUAAUGCAAAAACAAAUACAAUUUCCAUGUACUGAACACCAACGAAAUGAUGUAAAAGUCAGUUUCUAUAGGAAAUUCGGAGUACCCGGUGUGAUAGGGUGCAUAGAUGGCACUUUUGUUGCUAUCAUAAGACCAAAAGAGCAUGAAGAUGCAUACUUCUGCCGUAACGGAUACCAUGCUAUUAAUGUUGCCAUUAUUUGUGACUGUGACCUAAAAAUAAUAGGCAUCAAUGCUGCUUUUGGUGGAUCAGCACAUGAUAGUGAUGUUUGGCACAAAAUGUUUCUGUCAGGUUACAUACAAAGAUUGUAUGAACAAGGAGAGACUGGAUGGUUACUAGGUGAUUCAGGGUAUCCCCAGAGACCAUGGCUUAUGACGCCUAUAUUGCAUGCUGAGGAAGGAACACCUGAAGCUCACUACAACGACAUGCACACACGCACACGAUUCACAGUGGAGCGAUGUAUCGCCUUAUUGAAAGCUCGUUGGCGAUUGGAUCAGGCAGCGUUUACAAGAUUCUACUUUAGCACCUUCGAGAAGGAUAGUUUCGCGAUGGGUGCUGCACAACCUCACUGGAUCUCAGAAGCUGGCCGGUGUGCCAUGACAUGA
Arctia plantaginis is the source of this 933-nucleotide messenger RNA. NCBI's taxonomy places the organism in Eukaryota, Metazoa, Arthropoda, Insecta, Lepidoptera, Erebidae. The record is from the annotation of a GenBank genome assembly.